AUGCCGAAGGAGGCAAUAGCGGCUAAAAGGCCACAUCUUGUGCACAGCCAUGCCCACGAGGGUGAGAUUCCUGGCACCGUUGACCUCAGUGCUGCCGAGGGUGACGACACGGCAUAUGGACAGGCCUUAUAUCCUGUCCCAGCCGAAGAUCCGAACGAUCCACUGCAGUGGCCAACCUGGAAGAAGAACGUCAUCCUAGUCAUCGUUGCCAUCUACUCGUUUCUCGGAAAUAGCUCCCUUACCGGCCCCUCGGUCUACAUUGGACUCUAUAGCAAGGAAUUUGGGAUAUCUGAAGCAGAAGCCUCUGGACUGAUAUCUUAUCCCAACCUUGCCUUUGGCUUUGGGUCGUUGAUCCUCGUGCCUCUGUACCUGAAAAUUGGUCGGCGCCCGGUGGCGUUGUUGUCUAUGAUGACAUUCUUGGCUGGAUUGAUUGGCGCUUCCCGAUCAACAAGCUACACAGGAUUGAUGGUUGCUCGAGUGUUUCACGGAUUUGGCAGCGGUGUUUGCGAGAGUUUGCCCGUGCAGCUCGUGAAUGACAUUUUCUUCCUUCAUGAACGAGGAAAGAAAAUUGGGUACUACACCAGAGGUUAUUCGUGGCGACUCUUCUUCUACGUGGAAGCGGCCUUUGCGGGUGCCCUCUUCGUCAUGGCUUUCUUCUUUGUUGAGGAGUCUACCUAUCACCGCAAGGAGCAAUCGCCAACGCCAAGCCCUGCGAAUGAAUCCUCGGCAGCACACAAUGCCGACGAGAAAUUGGAAGACCAUGUUCAGUUGGAAAAUGUGUCGUCUAUAUCUCUGCCUCCGCGAAAGAGCUUUUGGGUAACGCUCAAACCCUGGGGGACGAUUGAUCCGGAGGCCGAGUUUUUCAUGACAAUUCUCCGCUCGUUCACUUACUUCCUAGUGCCAGCCGUAUUUUGGGUCAUUGCAAGCUAUGGACUUUACAUUGGUUUAGGUGCCCUGGCAUUCAAUUACACGUUUCCUCUCAAGAUCACGGAGCCACCUUACAACUGGAGCGAGACGAACUCCGGCCUCAUUGCUGUCGCCAGCUUUGUCGGGUACUUGCUUGCCCUUCCAUUCUCUUCCACCUCCGAUCGACUGGCCGCGUACCGUACAAAGCGGAACAACGGGAUCCGCGAGUCCGAGAUGCGUCUCCCAGCACUAUUCCCAGCCCUUCUUCUAGCCCCAGCUGGCUUGAUUGUGUAUGGCUUCACUGCUCAACGCAAUCUUCAUUGGGUGGGAUUCUUUGCCGGAGUGGCCAUGGACCAAUUUGCAUCGUACUUUUACUUUACGUUCACGUUGGCCUAUGCUGUCGACUCCUAUUAUGCCAACACCUCGGAGAUGUUGAUUGCCAUGAAUUUGGGCAAACAGGCAAUCUCGUUUGGGAUGGGUUCUUAUCUUUUGGAUUGGAUCUUGACUAGGGGGUAUGCUGUGGUAAUCUCGGGGAUCUUUGGAGGAGUUCUCCUGGUGAAUAAUUUGAUGGUUAUUGUCUUCAUCUUGUUUGGAAAGAGGAUACGGAGAUGGACUGCACAGUCAUGGCUGGGUAGGCUGCAUCAGCGAACUGCGACGAGAGAUAUGACGCAGUGA
Penicillium cataractarum is the source of this 1581-nucleotide messenger RNA. Its product is annotated as MFS transporter. The record is from RefSeq and is a predicted model, not a curated record. Gene Ontology annotation, biological process: transmembrane transport. Bases 1 to 1581 code for a protein of 526 amino acids. Gene Ontology annotation, molecular function: transmembrane transporter activity. The transcript is spliced from 9 exons. Lineage: Eukaryota; Fungi; Ascomycota; Eurotiomycetes; Eurotiales; Aspergillaceae.